Myotis davidii is the source of this 1410-nucleotide messenger RNA. Its product is annotated as zinc finger protein 658B-like. The transcript has a single exon. The record is from RefSeq and is a predicted model, not a curated record. Gene Ontology annotation, biological process: negative regulation of transcription by RNA polymerase II. The annotation marks the transcript as partial. NCBI's taxonomy places the organism in Eukaryota, Metazoa, Chordata, Mammalia, Chiroptera, Vespertilionidae. Gene Ontology annotation, molecular function: DNA-binding transcription repressor activity, RNA polymerase II-specific.
CACUUCAGUUCUCAUCAGAGAGUUCACACAGGUGAGAAACUGUAUGAAUGCAGUGAUUGUGGGAGGUCUUUUGCCCAUAAUUCAACCCUUAGAACACAUCAGAGAAUUCACACGGGUGAGAAACUGUAUGAAUGUAAUGCAUGUGGGAAAAGUUUCACUCAUAAUUCAGCCCUCCGAGUACAUCAAAGAAUUCACACUGGGGAGAAGCCAUAUGAAUGUAAUGCAUGUGGGAAAACUUUCUCCAAGACAUCACAUCUCAGUACACAUCAGAGAAUUCACACAGGGGAGAAACCCUAUGAAUGUAAUGCAUGUGGGAAAACUUUCUCCAAGACAUCACAUCUCAGUACACAUCAGAGAAUUCACACAGGGGAGAAACCCUAUGAAUGUAAUGCAUGUGGGAAAACCUUCUUCAAGACAUCACAUCUCAGUGCACAUCAGAGAAUUCACACAGGGGAGAAACCCUAUGAAUGCAAUGCAUGUGAGAAAAGUUUCACUCAUAAUUCAGCCCUUCGUGUACAUCAAAGAAUUCACACUGGGGAGAAGCCAUAUGAAUGUAAUGCAUGUGGUAAAACUUUCUCCAAGACAUCACACCUCAGUGCACAUCAGAGAAUUCACACAGGGGAGAAACCUUAUGAAUGUAAUGCAUGUGGGAAAACUUUUUCCAGGAAGAUACACCUCAGUGCACAUCAGAGAAUUCACACAGGGGAGAGACCCUAUGAAUGUAAUGCAUGUGGGAAAACUUUUUCCCGUAAGACAAACCUCAGUACCCAUCGGAGAAUUCACACAGGUGAGAAACCGUAUGAAUGUAGUGAAUGUGGGAAGUUUUUUGCCCGUAUUUCUGGUUUAAGAUCACAUCAGAGAAUUCACUCAGGGGAGAAACCCUAUAAGUGUAAUGAAUGUGGGACAGCUUUUGCCCACAGUUCAACUCUCAGAGAGCACCAGAGAAUUCACACAGGGGAGAAACCACAUGAAUGUAAUGAAUGUGGGAAAACUUUUGCUCGUAAGGCAGUUCUUCGGGUACAUUAUAACAGAAGGCACACUAGAGAGAAAAACCUUCCAUGUAAUGAAUUUGGGAAGUUCUGAAGAAACUGAUUAUUAAAACACACAGUGGAGAAGGUCAUGUCACACAGACUGCAAAUGGUUUCCUUUAACUAUUUCCUCUUCUAGUAGGCACAAGCAUGUCUAACUUUCCCAGUCUGCCUUUCAUCCAGGUGGGGGUGGCCAUAGGUUAUUAUGCUAUCACAUAUGAGCUAAGUUUAGCCUUUAAAAAUUGCAUUCUUCCUGUUUUAUGUUAUUCAUACUGGAAUGGAGAGAUUUGCAAGGCAGACUUGUGUGCUGUAUAUUGAGCAUAGAGCACAAGGUAGUGAUGAAACAAUUUUCCACUAAACAGUCUUCCCUGUUUUUUUUUUU